UUAAACGUCCAGUUUAGUGUAUAUAGUAUUGUGUGUUGUGUGGAACUGACCAAAAUGGCUAACACGAAGGCAAUAGUUGAGGCUAAAAUAGCUGGGAAGAAAGUAAUGGUGUUUUCUAAAUCAUAUUGUCCCUACUGUAAGUUGGGAAAGAAAGUGCUGGAAGCUUACAUUGGGAAGGAACUUAAAGCUGAGGACUACGAAGUUUGGGAGAUAGAGAAUGAAUCUAACUGUGCAGAAAUACAGGCAGUACUUGGCAAAAUGACAGGCGCAACGUCGGUACCCCGUGUGUUCAUCAAUGGCAAGUUUAUUGGCGGAGGAUCUGAAACCCAAGAUCUGGACAAAAGCGGAGAGCUACGUAAAAUGUUGUCAUAGCACUGCCGAGCACAGUCGAGUUUCUUUUCUACAGUUCAGCACAAGAACAUUCAGUAAAAACCGGCGGAUUUUUUUUAAAGAACUGUAAAAACUUGAAUCGUGUAAAUGUAUCAUCCUGAUUAUUCAAUGAAACUAGUUUAUAGCCGGGAAUAUAGUGACUUUUUGGAUGACAUCUUACUACAGAAACCUGUCAAUUUGUCACGGUGUUGUUUUCUAUUUGUUUCUUUAUAUUAAAUUAUGAUAACUUG
Molecule: messenger RNA, 620 nt
Organism: Mercenaria mercenaria
Lineage: Eukaryota; Metazoa; Mollusca; Bivalvia; Venerida; Veneridae
Exons: 2
Coding region: 55-372 (105 amino acids)
Biological process (GO): cellular response to oxidative stress
Cellular component (GO): cytoplasm
Molecular function (GO): glutathione disulfide oxidoreductase activity
Source: RefSeq, a predicted model, not a curated record